AGACACUUGAACAGGACUUGUGCUGCUACACAUAGUGAUUGGAAUACUUUAUAAUCAUGAAGAGGUUUGGUCGUCAGGAUUCAAAGACCAAGAAAUGGAAGUCACGACAAGGUUUAAUUAGCGUAGUCAUUUUUGAUCAUCAGCAUGUGUCAUCGAAAGCUAAAGAAUUUGUCUCAUCCAUUGCAAAUGCUGCUAUCUCACUUGCUUAUUGGUCAACGAAAGAGGACAACACUGCUAUUCAAGAUACUUGUGCAAAGAUGUAUGAAUUGUCUAUGCUACUGUGUAAUUCAAUUGAUAUGUUUGCCAAGGAUUACUCCUCCGUGGCGAGCUCACUGAAAGAAUUACUUUGUCAAGAAAUGAACCUUCAUCAAUUAAAUAAAAGUCUUCAACAAGCUGCGGGGAAAGUUUCUAAGCUAAAGAAGCAGAAUUUUGAGAAAGAAAAGAAUUUGGAAAAUCUCGGAAACGCUGAGCUGGAGUAUGAAGAACUUAAAGGUAGUUUUGAUACCAAGUACACAAAACAUGAGAUUUUGAAAACGCAAUGUGUGCGUGCAAACAUAAUACGUUUAGCUGAUGGUACCAAAAAAUUUGCUGAACGUAUUUCGACCAUAAGCGAAGCAGAAAAGAAAAUUUCUUCUCUAAUUCCUCUGGUACCAACUCAUAUGCGUCGUAACAAGGAAUAUCAAGGCUGGAAUGCGACUGAUGAACUAGUUAAAGAAACAGCAGAUUUAUUAAACAUUGCCCAACCUAUGCCCUUUACUAAAUUGCUUGCUGUGAACCAAGUUCGUGGUCGGAGAUUGAGAGCAAAAUCCUGUUUCGUGCUCGAAUCACAUGAUCCAAACAAACCUGAGGAAAUGGAUUGGGUCGCUAUUGAGCAGUCAAUGUCAGCUUCACUUGCUCAUCUAGACAUGAGCAAUACAGAUUGCUCAGAGCAGGAUAGCCGCUCAGAUUCAGAACUAUUUUCUUGUUCAAAGGAAAAACUUCAUCCUGGUGGAACUUUUGGAAGAAAAGAUGACAGUGACGGCUUAAAACAGCAAUGGCCUAAAAACAGAGUUCCUCCAGUUCGUCCGCCACCUCGUUCACCGAAGAAAAAAGCUGUUGGCGUGACGUUUGAACCGUACGCUGUUAGUCGAACAACUCCAGACAAUUUUGGACUUUAUGCGCAGUCUGAUUUGUUUCCUUUAGGCCGUAAACGUGAUAUGGAAAACGAGACAAAAAAUCUUUCAGUAUCAGAUAAUUCUGGUGAAUAUACUCUACCAAGACAAUUUAGCAUUGACAAAGAAGUCGUCUACGCUGUCUUGGAAGAAAACAGCGAAGAAAACACAGAUAAAAAUUCGUAUGUUGAUAUCAUAAAAUGAGUGGUUUGAGUGAAGUAAGAUUGUAGUGGAGAAAAUUUCAAGAAACACCUCGAAAUCAUGUCUAUUUAACACAGGUCUUGUCAUCAUAAACUUCUUAAAAAUUUAAAAGCACAAUUUCAUGCUGGUCGGGUCCAAGUAAAAAGCGUGAAAAAUUCAUGAAUAUUUGUUGCUUUGUUAACGUGAAACAUGUUGUAAAAGAAAUGAUUACCCAGUUUAGCAUUUAGGGUAUGUCACUUUGUCACAACAUACGUAACAAAAUAUGCGUCACAACAUACGUAAUAAAAUAUGCGUCACAACAA
This is a messenger RNA of Xenia sp. Carnegie-2017, 1654 nucleotides long. RefSeq lists its product as uncharacterized. The record is from RefSeq and is a predicted model, not a curated record. NCBI's taxonomy places the organism in Eukaryota, Metazoa, Cnidaria, Anthozoa, Malacalcyonacea, Xeniidae. Bases 57 to 1355 code for a protein of 432 amino acids. The transcript has 10 exons.